GGCCAAUAGGAGGCGGCGGAGAUGCUCGGCAGGGAUAUAAAUGCAAAUAAGCAGCAGCGAGAGACAGCAGGAAUGAACAACAAUAGCAACAGACACUUCGAGCACAGAGCAAGAUACUCUUUUGAUCUUUCGAUAUUUUUCUACACUUAACAUAAGGGUCAGGAAGAUGGCCACCUCAGCAAGUUCAAAACUGAGUAAAGCUGUUAAGCAGCAAUACAUGGAUCUCCCUCAGCGAGAAAAAGUCCAAGCCAUGUAUAUAUGGAUAGAUGGAACAGGAGAGGGACUGCGAUGCAAGACCAGAACUUUAGAUUUUGAACCAAAAUCUAUUGAUGAUCUUCCCGAGUGGAACUUCGACGGUUCCAGCACGCACCAGUCAGAGGGCUCCAACAGCGACAUGUACCUUAUACCUGCAGUCAUGUUCAGGGACCCAUUCAGAAAGGACCCCAACAAGCUGGUCCUCUGUGAGGUGCUGAAGUACAACCGCAAGCCAGCAGAGACCAACUUGCGGUGUAGCUGUAAACGGAUCAUGAGGAUGGUGGAAAACCACUACCCAUGGUUUGGCAUGGAGCAGGAGUACACCAUCCUUGGUACAGAUGGACAUCCCUUUGGCUGGCCCUCCAAUGGGUUCCCAGGUCCACAAGGGCCUUAUUAUUGUGGAGUUGGUGCAGAUAAGGCAUAUGGACGGGACAUAGUGGAGGCCCAUUACAGAGCCUGUCUGUACGCUGGGGUUCAGAUCUGUGGAACCAAUGCUGAAGUCAUGCCAGCACAGUGGGAGUUCCAGGUUGGACCCUGUGAAGGUAUCAACAUGGGAGACCAUCUUUGGGUUGCUCGCUUCAUCCUGCACAGAGUCUGUGAGGAUUUCGGCGUGGUGGUGUCCUUUGACCCCAAACCUAUCUCAGGGAACUGGAACGGCGCUGGCUGUCACACCAACUUCAGCACAAAGGAGAUGCGUGAGGAGGGAGGACUCAGAGUCAUUGAGGAGUCCAUCGAAAGGCUGGCAAAGAGACACAUGUAUCACAUCCAGGCUUAUGAUCCUAAAGGUGGGCUGGACAACGCCAGACGCCUAACUGGUCAUCACGAAACCUCAAACAUUGAUGAAUUCUCAGCUGGCGUGGCCAACCGCAGCGCCAGCAUCCGCAUCCCCCGUUCGGUGGGACACGAGAAGAGUGGCUACUUUGAAGAUCGUCGUCCGUCCGCAAACUGCGACCCUUACAUGGUCACAGAGGUGCUGGUGCGCACCUGUUUGCUCAAAGAAGAAGGCAGUGAGCCCACAGACUACAAUAAAUGAGUGAUCUACAAGGAAGUGUCACUAUAUUUACUGUAUUUGGUCAUGUGUCUAUUUUAAGACUCCAUAGAAAGACUUUACUUGUCUUAAUUUGCUAUCCCUGCAUUGAGUUGUGUGCAUCAACUGACACAAACACUGACUUCUAUGAACACCGGGUUUUGUUACAGUGUUAAGUGAUCAUUUCUAUAAAUGUACGCUAUUAUUGUCUGUUUAACUUGUACUAAUCUAAACUGUUAAAGUGCCUCAGCUUUUUGCUGUAGCCCUUUAUAAAACAGCCAAAAAAUCCCGAAGGCAUUUGAAUGUUUUCUGUUGCAGUCUGUCACGUCUUGGGUAGGUUGUAACAGAUUUCCUUUCUAUAGGCUUUUAUAGGCAUGUUUGCUUUCUCUUUCUUUUUCACGAGUUAUUAACGCUGGAAUAAAUUGCUACUGUUUUUACAUUA
This is a messenger RNA of Girardinichthys multiradiatus, 1724 nucleotides long. It is a transcript of the gene glulb, whose product is annotated as glutamate-ammonia ligase (glutamine synthase) b. The transcript is spliced from 7 exons. Gene Ontology annotation, cellular component: cytoplasm. Gene Ontology annotation, molecular function: glutamine synthetase activity. The coding region runs from base 167 to 1288 and encodes 373 amino acids. NCBI's taxonomy places the organism in Eukaryota, Metazoa, Chordata, Actinopteri, Cyprinodontiformes, Goodeidae. The record is from RefSeq and is a predicted model, not a curated record.